AUUUAAGCCUAUGUAUUGUUAUAUGUUGUAAUAAACCUAUAUUAGAUGCAAUAUAGAAAGACCGUGGUAGCAUGUGUUCUCAACCUGGUUGUACGUACUCGAGUAUGUAGUUGUUACCUCACCGAAGACGUCAGACUACCGCAAGAUUCUCUGUACUCCCUCUCAUCGUUUUCGGUGACGGUAAUGCGCACCAAAGGCAAUAUCCGAUUCAAGGGAUAUUCAUCCGGCGUUAUGGGAAAACUAUACCGUGCUCUCCUUAGAAGACAACGCUGCUUUCUUACUGCAGUGGUCGAUAUCAACGAGUUCAGAACCUCAAAGUCUGCAACAAUUGUAAUGGUAUGGAUAUGGAAGAAGUACGAAUCGCUGACGGCUCUAGUGCCUAUGGUGCCAAGGCCUGUAAAACCUGUGGUCUUAUAUGACGACGAUACAUUAUUGCAGUAAAGAAUAUGCUUCCUAUUGCAGAUUCCAUAUGGAAGAAC
This is a messenger RNA of Mycotypha africana, 479 nucleotides long. RefSeq lists its product as uncharacterized. Bases 46 to 441 code for a protein of 131 amino acids. The record is from RefSeq and is a predicted model, not a curated record. Lineage: Eukaryota; Fungi; Mucoromycota; Mucoromycetes; Mucorales; Mycotyphaceae. The transcript is spliced from 2 exons.